UAGAUUCUGCAAGAGAAAGGAAAUGACUUAUCGUAUUAUCACCAAAGGAAAUACCGGUUUUUUUUUCUCAUUCAUUCCCAUAGAUUGUGAAGCUGAUGCUUUGUCAAACAAGUCGGCAAGUUCUUAAAUUCUGCUGACCAGUCCUUCAACAGCAAGCUACCUGUGACCUUUAAGUGAUGAUUAUUUUCCUUGAUAUUUUGACCAAAGCAACAGAAAACUGAAAUUCUCUCUCUCUCACACACACACACAUAUCAUGGUUAUUUUGUAAUCAAACUGUAAGGAAUGUCUCGGAUAUUUUUUCAGCUUCUGACUUAUUAUCAAUCAUCAAACAUUGCUCAACAGGAAUUAGGUGAGUUACUUACCCUGACAUUGUAAGCUGACGGCUGAUGAUCCGCCCUCUACCCCCUUGACGAGGAAAAACUUGGCUGGAUACACAACAGCUCUCACUACUGGAAGUCUUCUUGAAAAGGCCAAAGAAAAAGCAGCCUAUGAGGCCAUGGAGGAGCCCGACACAGAAAUGGUGACGAAAUCCAAAAAGGUGGCGAGGCAGGAGCAAAAGCAAUAUUUUCAGGAGAGUUUGCAGCUAACGCAUCUCCUAUCUGAGCUAUCUGAGGAUGAGGAUGAGGAUGAGGAUGAGCUGCAUCACCUCCAGAAGACGAUGCAGCAGAAGCGACAAACUGCAUUGGAACCAGGAAGGAACCCAGUUUCUGAAGCUACUAACCCACUAGCUUUGCAGGCUGGGAAGGUACCUGCCUCGCAGAAGAGUAGUUCUGGAAGACCGGACUUAAAGGAGGGUCAUAGUGAUCCGUUUUACAUCUACCCUCCAGAGAACCUAAUAAUACAUCAUCCUCUAGCACGGGCCAGAUGGCAGAAAAAAGGAACAUUUUUAACGAAAAAAGAGACUGAGCCACACAUCAACAUGUACCCAACAGCUAAGGAUUUCACACUAGAAGAGAGCCAAGAAGCCUGGAUACAGUGGGUGAACGACGCCUUUCCUAAUCUUCAUGGCACCCAGUUCUGGCUUCCAGUCUGUGCACAGGACUUUGCUUCGUUGUAUUGUAACGAGGAACAGUCAACACUGGACACUUCCCACCAACAUGCUCCUUGGUACAACUCGGUCAAAAACGACUCAGCCUUACAGCAGGUGUUGCUCUGUCUGAAGGAAAGAUCAGAAGCAAAGGACGAGGUGAUGUUUGUACUCAGUCAGCUGUACUUUGGACAAAACCCCGGCGAACCUUGUUACUCAGCAGCAGCUGACUAUUUACCUCCACCCGACAGUGUCCCUCCUGCUCCACUAAGAAACUGGGAAGAAGGCGACUUUGACCUGCUCAUCAUUCACCAAACCUACGGUCUUGUCGUCUGCGAGGUGAAGGCCUUUGGCGAUAACUCAUCUAAGAGUGGCAUGUCACAACAAGAUGUAGACAGCAAGAUACGAAGUAAACUCAAAGAGGCCAUAUUACAGGUGGACAGGGCGGAGGCCGUGUUGUCACACCUGGUGUCAGACAUCGUCCCAGGCCUGCGCAUCACAAAGACAAUUGCUUUCCCGAACCUUACAGGUCAUCAGGUACAACAGGCACUUGCUGAGGAUCCGAUACUGACUGAGGCUCUGUGUCGGUGUCUCGGAGCAACAGAUGUUGCGGGCGUCACUGACCUUUGUCUCACCUCUGAUCAGCUUUCUGUCUCUGGUACCCCGGGUAUUGUCAACACUGACUUUGGUAAAUGGUGGCUGCGAUGUGUGGUUCGGUCUGGAUCUGCAACCGAAAUCAGUUUUGGGGAUUACCAGAGACUGUUGGCCAGAUUCUGCGGAUCGGCGGUAACAGUGACUGUUCCAUGCCUGUCACCCCCACGCCUGUCACUCAAAACCUUGGAGCAACCUUCAUCGUCCACGAGCCUGUGUCAUGCUGUUAUUACAUUGUUCCCUGAGCAAGUUCAUCUGCUGAACACAGCGACUCCCAGGGUCCUUUUGACUGGACCUCCUGGUACAGGUAAAAGUCUGGUGCUGCAGCUGAAGGCUACAGAAUGGCUGCGAUGUGGACGUGACGUCUUCAUGGUCAGCACCCAGAGACGGGGAGGUGCAGGAUGCUUGAUCACGUAUUGCUUGCUGCAACAGACCAUAAAAACACAACUGGCAAAGACUGUGAAAUCAGGCCACCUUUAUCUUCUAAAAUAUGACUUCUAUAAUGAUGGUGAUAUCGAGGAAGCUUUGACUGACUUGUCACUAGCGGCGAAGGGAAGACCGUUGUACGUCAUCGUAGAUGCACUAGUCUCGCCUUCUGUCAGGUGCAAAUGGCACAACAUCGAACGUUUCCUUGACAAGUUGUUGGCAACAGUUCCGGAUGUCCAUUGUUGGGCUACAGAUUAUGACCACAAUAACCUCGAGUUUGCACCGUCCGACUGGCAAGUGCAGCAUUUAACCAGACCCAUCCGAUUUACAAAGUCUGUGGAGAUGGAAUUUGCAGAGUUUCAUCCGGGUAUUUUCAAGCCAUACAGUCCACGUGGGCAGCACGACAGUACACCUGGCACACCAGUCCAGUGGUUCCUUCUCCCAAAACAUAAUCACAGAAGAUUUAUCGGCGGCUGUGUUACGUGCAGUAAGCUUGUGGUCAGGUUCCUACAGGGUCUGCUUGCUGGUGCUUCAGAAAACACCACCACGUCCAUGACAACUAUCAUAUCCACCAAAAGGGAUACUACAUCUCUGAGCCUGCGAUACAGAGACGUGCUAAUAGUGGAAGACAGAGACGACCAAGAGAUUGAUCUGGAGAAGGCACUGGAAAAUGCGGGUAUUCCAGUGCAGGACAUGAGACGUAUCACCGAGGACAUGGUGGCAUCCAAUAGAGACGAGGUGUGGAUGGUAUCCACAGAUGAUCUUCAAGGUCUUGAAAGAAAAGUAGUAGUCGUCGUUGGAGAGACACAACUUGACAGAUAUGUUGGUGCGUUCCACUGCACGUCACAACUGGUGUUCAUCUCCCACACAGAUCUACCUGAACCGUGGCCCAUUGUGGAAGGAAGGAGGAACAAUGAUACAGACUGGAAAUGUGCAGAAAGACAUUUUGUACCGGAGAAUAAGCCUGUGUCUCACAUAAACACUUACCAGACAGCAAAGGAAUUCAAAUUUGAAGAGAGCGGAGAUUUAUGGAUACAGUGGGUUAAAGAGUCUUUUCCUGAUCUCCUCCACCUCACUUAUUUCUGGCAUCCUGCACGUGCAGAUCUCGUGCACAACAUACAGGACUUUGCUUUGACCUCUCGGAGAAAAGAACAUUAUGCCUCCCGUACUUCUAAGCAAUGUCCUCCUUGGGACAACGACUCAGCCUUACAGCGGGUGCUGCUCUGUCUGAAGAAAAUAUCAAAUACAAUGGACGAGGUAAUGUUUGUACUGAGUCAGAUGUACUUUGGACAAAAGUCUGGCGAACCUUGUUACUCAGCAGCAGCUGACUAUUUACCUCCAUCCCACAGUGUCCCUCCUGCUCCACCAAGGAACUGGGAGGAAGGUGACUUUGACCUGCUCAUCAUUCACCGUCGUUACGGUCUUGUCGUCUGCGAGGUGAAGGCAUUUGGCGAUAACUCAUCUAAGAGUGGCAUGUCACAACAAGAUGUAGACAGCAAGAUACGAAGUAAACUCAAAGAGGCCAUAUUACAGGUGGACAGGGCGGAGGCCGUGUUGUCACACCUGGUGUCAGACAUCGUCCCAGGCCUACGCAUCACAAAGACAAUUGCUUUCCCGAACCUUACAGGUCAUCAGAUACAACAGGCACUUGCUGAGGAUCCGAUACUGACUGAGGAUCUGUGUCGGUGUCUGGAAGCAGCAGACCUCGUCAGUGUCAUUGGUCUUUGUCUCUGCUCUGAGCGGUUGUAUCUGUACGGUGCACGGCAGGAUGUUGUUACAAGACUUUCGGAAUGGUGGUUGCGAUGUGUGGUUAGGUUUGGAUCUGAGACCGAAAUGACUUUUGAGGAAUACGAGACGCUGGUGGCCAGGUUUUGCGGUCCCGCGGUAACGGUGACCAUUCCAUGCAUAUCACCUCCUCGCCUGUGCCUUAAAAUCUUGAAUCAACCUUCGCCCUCCACGACACAGUGUUUUUAUGCUGUUAUUACAUUGUUACCGGAGCAAGUUCACCUGCUGACCAUGACAUCUCCAAGGGUCAUGUUGGCUGGAGGGCCUGGUACAGGUAAAACCGUCGUGUUGCAGCUAAAGGCCACAGAAUGGCUGAGGUGUGGAAGCGAUGUCUUCUUGGUCUGCACCUCGGACAGCUGUGCAGCGUGCUACAGGAUGUACUACCUGCUGCAGCAGACUAUAGAGACACAACUGGCGCCCUCUGGGACAUCUGGACAGCUUCACCUUCUGGAGUAUAGGUUUAGAACAGAUAGUGAUGUCGAGAAUGCUGUGGAUGACCUAUCGCAAGCGGCGACUGGAGGAGUGCUGCACGUCAUCGCCGAUGAAAUGGACUCUUCAGUCAGGUCCAACCUCCAAACGUUCCAUGACAAGUUGCUGACACGAGUUCCACAUCUUCAUUUCUGGGCGGCAAGCUAUUAUCCCGAGUCUGUACAGUCGAGCUGGCAGGUUCAAUCUUUAACCAGACCCAUCCGCUUUCCGGAGACUGUGAAGAUGGAACUUGAACGUAUACGGACUGUCGCAGGCCAUGAUUCAAGGACGUACAGCCUUCGUGGGGAAUAUAAGAGUCCAUGUGGCCCAUCAGUCCAGCAAUUCCCCCUACCAAGACACACUGGCAGUCACAGGAGCACGCGACGUAUCAACCGUUGUGUUACGUGCGGUGAGCACGUGGCAAAGAUCCUAAUGCACGUUCUUGCUGGUGUUCCAGGUCAGGGAAAUAUUACCACAUCCACUGCUAUUGCUUCCACCAGAAGCGACACAACAUCUGUGCGCCUGCAGUACAGAGACGUGCUAGUACUGCCCAGUAUUCAUGUCAGGUACUUCAUGGACCUGGAGACAGGACUGAGAAAGGCGGGUAUCCCUGUCCGGUACAUGAGCAGGGAUAACCUCGAGGACAUCGUCACGGCGCGUGAAGACGAGGUAGUAGUUGCAGAUGAUGAAGAUGUUCGUGGUCUUGAAAGAAAAGUAGUUGUCGUCAUCGUUGAUGAGCUUGAAGAUGCAGGACGUCUUGCCAUAUCCCGGUGCACGUCGCAGCUGGUGUAUAUCAACUUCAGAGAUUCACAACAUCCGCUGAGCGUUCCCACACGAGAAACUCAACGUGACAGAUUACAUGAAGACAUUCCUGACCCUGACACUUUUGUCGAGAGUACGUCCACAGCAGGCAGCUUUUUUCAACGUAUUCGAAAUUGGUUUUACUAUGUUGGAGACACUUUUAAAUGGGCGUUUGGCGUAAAGUCUGAUGAAAAUUCUGAGGAUGAUAACGAUGUGGACAAAAGGAAAGUUACGGAAGAAAAUAAAAAAGGCGAGAGAAAAAAACUUGAAACCUGUUCUAAGAAAGGGAUUACCAAAACGGAAAUGGAAAGUAUCAUUCCUUUGGCCGCUGAUUCCGAGGGCUGUGUGUUUCAGUAUAAAAUCACAGUUGAUCUGAAAAAAACAAUAAGUCUGAAAACUCCACAUCAUGUCAGAAUGCCAAACCGUCUUCACGAUGAAUGCGACCAAGAGAAAGCUGCUGAGAAAAGCGAAGACACUACUUCGUCCCCCAUCUUUAGCUACUGUUGGCAAAAUAUUCUACGAAUCUCUACAGAAGGAGGCAGACUACGUAGUGAAGGAUCUGAUGUCGUUCUCACGGUCCCAUCUGGCGCUGUAGAGGUCAAUACAAAUGUCACAGUUCACACCUCUGUUUGUGUCAAUGACGUGUACAUCAAACACAAACUGAAGCUGGCCGCUACGGAAACCAUCGUCAGCCCCUUGGCUGAGUUCUGGGCAGGUUCCGACUUUCGCUUCAAGAAAUAUGUUCAGAUCACCUUGCCGACCUGUCUACCUUCUGACUAUGACGUAGAUCUUCUCCACGUUUACUGCAUAACAAAGGCAGGACAAGAAGGAAUAACUGUCAACAAAAGACAAAGACUGGAAGACAUGACACAGUCACCUGACAAAGAGGCAUUAGCAGCCUAUUUUUAUGUAAAUGAAGAAAGACAGGUAGAAGUGAUGACGUCACAUUUCAGUGGCUACGUGUGCACAUACUGUGGUCUGUGUCUCAACAUCGGCCUGGAGGUGUAUGCAUCUCCCACGUUUGACAAUGAGUCUCCGGAAGUGUCCGUCAUCACACGGUUCUGGGACAAGCUACAUAUUUCAAACUUUAGACAGUGGAAUCCACAGCUCCACUCAUUCAUAGUGGUCUUGAGUACAACUUUUCAACUAAAGAAAGUGUUAAAGCCAGCUGAACUGCAAGUGGACCUCAUUAUCGAUGAUGAGCAGAAGACUAUGUGGGAGUUUAAAACAACGCCUGCACCAGCAAACACAUUUUGUCUUAAUUGGGGCGAAAUAGCAUGUGUCAACUCCACAAAUCAUCCGGCGGUGAAAUACACAGACCUGGGCCCUUUCAGUCCUGGGUGGAAGCUGAAAAGUAAAGCAAGUGAAAAUGGAGUGAUGCCUUCCACUCUAGAAGCAUUCCUUCUUGUCUCGCACUUAAAAACGCAGGAGAGUAAAGAACCAUUGUGGUCUAGUGCACCAUGCCAGCUUGAUGUCCAGCCACUAAAUGGAAAGGAAAAAUGUGUUUCUAACGGUACCAGUGGAAACUGCCCAGUGAUCAACAUUAACAAUGUAAACGGUGAUGUAACUUUCGCUCAACAGCUCCUAACACAAAAAACUGAAAAUGUUCUUUACAUAAUGGAGAAUAACCAAUCAACAUCGCAAACAAUGUUAAAAAGAUUAGAACAGCCUGUUGAUGACACAUCGCAACUUCCAACUAAAGAACAGCAAAUUACAAAUGAGGAAACCUUUAGAUGUACAGUGACAAGACAACCACAGGAUGUUGAUGGAAAUCAUUGUGAGUGAUCUGCCUAUGAAUUCGGGCUAUUGACAAAUACUUACUGAAGUUACUUCUGUGUAUUUAAGUAAAA
This is a messenger RNA of Pomacea canaliculata, 7008 nucleotides long. RefSeq lists its product as uncharacterized. The transcript has 22 exons. Lineage: Eukaryota; Metazoa; Mollusca; Gastropoda; Architaenioglossa; Ampullariidae. Gene Ontology annotation, molecular function: ATP hydrolysis activity. The coding region runs from base 497 to 6943 and encodes 2148 amino acids. The record is from RefSeq and is a predicted model, not a curated record.